Molecule: messenger RNA, 689 nt
Organism: Etheostoma cragini (Arkansas darter)
Lineage: Eukaryota; Metazoa; Chordata; Actinopteri; Perciformes; Percidae
Gene: rtcb
Product: RNA 2',3'-cyclic phosphate and 5'-OH ligase
Exons: 5
Coding region: 123-626 (167 amino acids)
Biological process (GO): RNA processing
Cellular component (GO): tRNA-splicing ligase complex; nucleus
Molecular function (GO): RNA ligase (ATP) activity
Source: RefSeq, a predicted model, not a curated record
CGUUUUUCUGUCAGAACGCGUGUGGGCUUCCGUAGCGCUCCGACUGAUGACACUUGGUCGGUGUAAAAGUUUGAAAACGGAGCAUUAAACUCUUAAAAAUUAAAUCUUCUCCGAUCAGAACAAUGAGUCGGAGUUAUAACGAUGAGCUGCAGUACCUGGAGAAGAGGGGCAAGAACUCGUGGAGGAUUAAAAAAGGUUUUGUUCCCAACAUGCAGGUGGAGGGCAUCUUCUACGUCAACGAGCCUCUGGAGAAGCUGAUGUUUGAGGAGCUCCGCCAGGCGUGUGGAGGCAGAGGUGGCGUGGGGGGAUUCCUUCCAGCCAUGAAACAAAUCGGCAACGUGGCGGCACUGCCGGGGAUCGUACACAGGUCCAUCGGUCUCCCAGACGUUCACUCUGGAUAUGGAUUCGCGAUCGGAAACAUGGCCGCCUUCGACAUGAGCAACCCCGACGCCGUGGUGUCUCCAGGCGGCGUCGGGUUCGACAUUAACUGCGGCGUCCGUCUGCUGAGGACGAACCUGGACGAGGGGGACGUCCAGCCGGUGAAGGAGCAGCUGGCCCAGGCGCUGUUCGACCACAUCCCCGUUGGGGUCGGGUCCAAGGGAGUCAUCCCCAUGGGGGCCAAGUAAGGAGCCAGCUCAGGGCCUCAGACGUAGAGCCCCACCGAUACAGAUACCGAUAUCUGGUUAUUU